AUGGACGUAAUUGAGCUGAUCGAGCGGAGGAAAUUCAAGCAGUUAUAUAAACAUGUUAAGGGAAAAAAGCUAGAUAAUUUUUUUUUUUGUAUUUAUAGAUAUAAUAAUUUAUAUAAAGGAAAAAAUGAAUACUUGUUAAAAAUAUGGAAACUAAUAAUAAACAAACCCGAAUAUGCCAACAUAUAUAAUGAUAUGUCAAUUGUUAAUUUUAAAUAUGUAUGUGACUUUUUUACAUAUGAAUUAAAUACAAAAAAAAAUUAUGAACAAGAUGAAUAUACAAAUAUGUGUGCAAACGAGUUAGGUGAAAAAAAAAACAUAUAUAUAGCCAAAAUCUUUCUAAAACAAUUAGUUGACAUUAUAAAAUAUCAAGCAAAUAAAUUAAAUGAUAUUUUGAAGGAUGAUAAUAAUGAAAAUCGAAUAAAAAAUAUAAACUGUUCAGAAGAAAUAGAAGAAAUUUGGUGGAAUCACAAUAAUUUAAUUGUUAUAAAUGAAAAUAGAGAAUUUGAUUUUCUUUUUAAUAUAACACACACACUUAUAUAUAAUUCAUAUAUUACAAAUGUAGUUGUAGAUAUGUUAAAAAUAUCAUAUAUAAAUAUAAAUGAAUGCUUUUUAAAAUAUAUUCUUUAUACUAUAUAUAAUGUAUAUAUAAAAAAUAAGGAUAUAUUAUUUUUUUAUUUUAUAAUUUAUAAAAAAUUAAAAAAAAUUAAAAAUAACAUUAUUAAUUCGAAGAGUUUAUUAAUUUAUUGGAAAAUUGUAAAAUAUAUAAGAAAACAUAAAAAUAUUUUAAAAACAAUUCAAAGCUUUAAAAUAUUAAGACAUUUUUUUCUCAAUAUAUGUGAUAAAAAUUUGAUAUCUAACUUUGUAAAAUAUAUUUUUGAAUAUCUUAAAAAUAGAUUAAUUAUAUUAUAUGGAACAAAUUGGGAACAUGAAUUUAUAUUUCUUCAAAAAAAAACAGAUAUCCCUGAUGAAAUUUACAAUGAUUUUUCAGAAUUUUCAUUUUUCGUAUAUUUAUCUAUUCGUGAUUUGAAUUCAAAUAAUAAAUCUUUAUUUAAUUUCGAUCUAAAACAAAUUAAAAAUAUCGUAAAAGCAGAUCAAAUAAAUUUACUAAACAUUUAUAUGAUUUUAAAUUAUAUUAAUAAUAGUAAUCUAGAUAAUUAUUUAAAACUAAAAUAUUCUAUUUGUAUUGUGUUAAAAAAUUUAUCACAAAAUGAGUUUGUCACGAAAAAUACAAAUAUUGUUUUUUUUUCACAUUUAGAGAAACUUAUAAAAUCUGAAAUUAAUAAAAAUGUAGAAACAAAAAAUAGUGAUCAUAAUACAGAAGUAGUGUCAAACAGUUUUUCUGAAUGUGUGGAGAAUAGUUUGAGUUAUCGCCAAAAUUUUCGCCAACAAAUUUCGGAAUGCAUCCACAACGUUCUUAAAAGCAACAAUUCUUUAAUAUGUGAUGAAAUAAAAAGGGAAAAUUUUAUGUCCUCCCAAAGUGUGUUAAAAUAUAUUUAUAUUAUUUUUUACAAUAUGUUAAACAAGAAAGGGAACCUAUUUGUAAAUCGUUAUGACAAUAAAAAUGAGAAUGACGAAAUUGAAGAAAACAUGAAACAACAUAUUUACAACUAUACAUAUUUUAGUGAUGUUAAUUAUUCAAAUUUUGAAUUUUUAAAUAAACAAGAAAAUAAAAAUAAAUAUUUUAUUAUAAUUUCAUUACUUAUUCAUAUUAACAUUAUAAAAAUAGAUGAUAUAUGGAAUAUAAAGUUAUUAAAUAAUAUAAAAAAUAAUUAUUUUUUUAAUUUAUUAAAUUUUUUUAAAUUAAAAAAAAAAUAUAAUCUUUUUUUUUUAACAAUUUCAAAAGUUUUAAAGGUAAAUCCCCAAUUGAUUGUUUCUUUUUCAAAAUGUGAAAAAGAAAUGUUUGGAGAUGUUAAUAAAAAUGAAGAAAUAAUUUUUUUGAACAAUUUUUAUGCAAGUAUACAAAGGAAUAAUGAAAAUAAAUUAAAUUUCAAAAUGAUAAUAAUAAUAAAUGAAAAAUAUAUCAAAGAUGUUUUAAAAAAACAACAACAAAUUUAUGAUUAUAAUAUUAGUGAAACAAAAUUAAUAGACACAAUCACUUUUUUAUUGAUUUUUUCUUUAACAAAAUAUAUAUAUAAAUUACCAUUAAAUAUAUCUAAAUACAUUUUAAAGGAAAUUUUAAAAUAUUUGUCAAAACCAAUACAUGAUGUUAAAAAACGAAUAAAUGAAUAUUUUGACAAUAUGUGUUUAAGAAUAGUAUUUUAUAUUUUCGAAUUUAUUUAUAUUAUAUCUUGUCAUAUUUACUAUUCUAAUGAUAUUGAAAAGUUGGAAAAUUAUAAUAAAGAAUUUUAUAUUUUUUCUUUUUUUUUCAAUCUCAUAGAUGUUUAUAUAAAAUUUAUUGACAAAUAUAAUAAAAAAAAUAAUACUUGUAUAUAUUCUUUAUUAAAUUAUAAAUUUUGCCAAUUUUUUCUCUUGUUUUUUGAUUUUAAAGUGUGCAAUAAAAAUCUCAAUUUUGCAGACGUAUUUUCUUCCACAUCAAACAAAUUUACAGACUUAUUUUCUCCCACAUCAAACAAAUUUACAGACUUAUUUUCUUCCACAUCUUCGUUAUCAUCUACGAAAAAAUCAGCAAAUCGAAAACUAAAUUGGGUUGGGAAUAAAAGAAACAGCUUGGUGUAUAUAGAGGAUAUGGGCUUAUUUAGCGAAUACUAUGAUAAAUACCAUGAUAAAUACCAUGAUAAAUGCACAGAAUUGCAAAAAAGCAAAAAAAAAUUGAAUCAUAUCGGUAAAAAUGGUGAUAAUAGCGAUAAUAGCGAUAAAAACAAUUUUGACGAAGUAUAUACAAGUUAUGCUAUAUCAAUUUUAUUUAAAUUUAUUAAAAAUAAUAAUCCACAAAUUAUGUGCUAUUUAUAUAUACUAUUGCUUUAUGCAAUUUCAAAUAUACAUACAACAGCUAGUUAUAGAUAUAGAGAACUUAAUUAUUUAAUUUUUUUACACAUAUUACCAUGGAAACAAUCUUUUAAUUAUUCUAUAAUGGAUAGAAAAUUAAGUUCUUUUUUUUUCCAAAAGUUUUAUGAAUCUGUUCAAAAUUUGUUACCCGAAAUUGUUGUGGAAAAUUUUAGUCCCUUUCCAGAUUUUGAAAAAGAAAAAAAACAAAAUUCAAAAAUAUUUUUGGAAAUGAAUUAUGAAAGCGAUGAAAUAGGAAAUGUAAAAAAUAACUCGAAAAAUGAAUACACACAUAAUUGUAACAAAAAAAAUAUAACAUCAAAAAUUAAUUUGAAUAAAAUGACGACAAUUUAUGAACAAGUCAUAAAAAUAAAUAAAGCUGUAAUAAAUAUUUUUUUUUCAAAAAGUGAUAAUGAAAAAAUUAUAAACGAUUUAAUCACAUUACAUACAAGUAAUAACUUAUUAAGAAAUUCCAUAUUAAUAACAAAUUUUAUUAAUAUUAUUUUUUUGAAAAAAGAAAUAAAAGAAAAAAAUGUUUUGGAACUUAUUCAAAAUAUAUUUAAUGACCAAGUAACUUCUUAUUACAUAUCUAUAUUUCAAAAUCCGUUAAAUUUUUUUUUAAAAUGUUCAAAAAAAAUUUGUGAAAUAUUAAUUAGAUAUAAUUUUAUGGAUAAUUUAAUAUUUUUUAUUUUUACAAAAUUAAAUAAUUAUUUAUUAUUAAUACCUCCCAAACUGUUUCAAGAUGACUAUUUGCCAUUGAAUAUAGAAGAUAUUAUAUCUUUACAAGAAACAUCUAUGGCUCAAUUUAUUAUUAACAUAGAUUCAGAAAUAAAAAAUGAUUGUUUGGAAAAUUUAAAAGAAUGUUCUUCAUUCGAUUCAAAACAAACUAGUUCAAAUGAUGAAAAUACACAACUAACAUUAGAAUUGAAAAAAAAAAAAAAAAUAAAAUAUAUUUUUUCAAAUUUAACUUAUUUUUUAAAAAAAAUGAAUAUAAUAGCUAACACACUAAAUGUUACCACAUUAAAUAGUUUAUAUGAAUCUGGUUUUAAUUCAAAAUCUGCUUUUUAUUUAUCUUUUUAUAUAAAUGAACAUAAUUUUUCAAAUAUAUUUUAUUAUUUGAAUAAUAAUAUAGUAGCUAUAAUAAAUGAAAAUUUUAAUUUAGAAGAUAAUAUAAAUUAUUAUGAACAUGUUCAUAUUAAAAAUACAACAUUUACAUUAACCCCUUAUAAUAUUUUAGAUAAAACUUUAUUUUAUUUUCAAAUAGUAAUAUUUUAUCUUAUUAUUAAUGCAAAUAACAAAUUAAUAGAUAUAUCAAAAUAUACAGAAACAAUAUGUACAUAUUUUACUAACUGUUUAGAGCUUCAUUCAAAACCUUAUAUUAGUAAAUUUUUAAUCUCAAUAACACAAAUUUUAGUUCAAUAUUUUUAUUUUUUUCCCUCAUUAAUACCUAACAUUCUCCCAACUCUUUCAAAGCCAAACAAUUAUCAAAAGGAACUAUCAAAUCACCUUUCGAAUUUUCAAAAAAAAAUAACACGGAUACUCGAAAUGUCAUAUAAAUAUGGCUCUGGCAAGAAAGAGCCCUAA
This is a messenger RNA of Plasmodium yoelii, 4527 nucleotides long. RefSeq names its product conserved Plasmodium protein, unknown function. The transcript has a single exon. Lineage: Eukaryota; Apicomplexa; Aconoidasida; Haemosporida; Plasmodiidae. Bases 1 to 4527 code for a protein of 1508 amino acids. The record is from RefSeq and is a predicted model, not a curated record.